AUGUCUUCUGAUCUCUAUUCUUUUGCCACAACUUUCCACCCACAUUCAACCUCAGAACAUGAUGGAACUCAAGAUCUUCCAUUUCUCUCUGAUUCCUUCCCUUUCUUCAACAAUACUUCUUCAAAUCCAUUUGAUGAACCUCUUCUUCCUUCUCAAGAUCCUUUUUCGCCGUCCUUUUUCUCUUUCUCUCCUCCAACUGAUCAUAACCUCACCAGUUAUCAUCAAACUAAUGGAAGCUUCUCGGAUUUCGACCUUUCCCAAGUUAAAAACGAGGAUUCGUCGUCGCAAUUAAGCGUUGAUUUUUAUAACAAUAAUAAUCAGUUUCUUCCUCAUAGUUACAGUAGUGUUGAGAAUGUAUCAAAGUACAUGCAAAGAAGCUUUAGCAGUAACUCUUUCGAAAAGAAGCCGAGUUUUCAGUUCCAAACUCACCGUGAUAGUCUUAUCGAUUCAUCGAAAUUUCAAAUGCAUGAUUUAAGCUCCUCCGAAAAUAGUUUGAGAAGGGUUUGUAGCACAGGUGAUUUGCAGAACAUGAAAGAAAAUAACAUGUCUCCGAAGGAGGGAAACUCGCAAGAGGAGUCGAAUUUCAAAGUAGGGCGUUACAGCGCCGAAGAAAGAAAGGAAAAAAUUUCGAAAUACAGAGCUAAGAGAACACAGAGAAACUUUAAUAAGACCAUUAAGUAUGCAUGUCGAAAAACACUAGCAGACAAUCGACCGCGAGUACGUGGCAGGUUCGCACGCAAUGACGAGCCCAACGAGAUUCCUAAGGUUCCGUGUAGAGACGAAGACGAAGUCGAUUUUUGGAUGGAAGAAUUGAGGUUAUAUGAAGAUGAUGUAACAGUGGGAGCAGCAGAACAAUAUCUGAAGAGCAAUAGUUAUGGAGUUAGUCAAUUUCAAUACUUUGGAUUAUGA
Lathyrus sativus (Indian pea) is the source of this 909-nucleotide messenger RNA. The record is from the annotation of a GenBank genome assembly. NCBI's taxonomy places the organism in Eukaryota, Viridiplantae, Streptophyta, Magnoliopsida, Fabales, Fabaceae.